Molecule: messenger RNA, 1664 nt
Organism: Dreissena polymorpha
Lineage: Eukaryota; Metazoa; Mollusca; Bivalvia; Myida; Dreissenidae
Product: N-fatty-acyl-amino acid synthase/hydrolase PM20D1.2-like
Exons: 11
Coding region: 71-1597 (508 amino acids)
Biological process (GO): amino acid metabolic process
Molecular function (GO): hydrolase activity, acting on carbon-nitrogen (but not peptide) bonds, in linear amides
Source: RefSeq, a predicted model, not a curated record
CAGCACCUGUCAAAAAAAAAAGACACAACAAAACGCAAACUUUGGACUUUAAAUAUGAUAAUAAUGCAGAAUGACACUUUUUAAGAAAGUGUGCUUAGUACUAAGUAUAAUUUUAUUUAGCAUAAUUACUAUUGUGAUUAUUCGAACCUUAACGAUAAACACGAGAGAUCUUGCUGUGUCAGAGUGCUCUCCAUCAGACCUUGAUUUCAUUGAAGUGGGCCUUGAAUCAAAAGCUUUGCAGAGAUUUCGAGAUGCUUUGAGAAUUCAAACAGUUUCUAGACAGCCACACGACUAUAACAGAAAUGAACUGGCACAGUUAGUGCAGUUCAUUAUUUCAGCUUACCCUGAGCUACAUGCCUCUCCCUUGAUAGAGUAUGAGACUGUGGCCAAUCUGAGUCUCCUGUACACAGUGAGGGGCUCUAACAAGCAGCUCAGACCCUACCUGUUGAUGGCCCACCUUGAUGUUGUUCCUGCAGAGCCAGGCAACUGGGAUACAGACCCGUUUUCAGCUGAGAUUAAGGAUGGAUUCAUUUAUGGAAGAGGAAGCAUUGAUUUCAAGCAUGGUGUUAUGGGGAUCCUUGAGGCUCUGAACUUCUAUGUGUCACUAGGCAAGCAGCCUGAGAGAGGAUUCUAUGUUGCCUUUGGACACGACGAAGAGGUGUCAGGUCUUGAUGGAGCCAAGGCCAUCAGUGAUGCACUGUGGGAAAGAGGUGUGCACAAACUGGAGUUCCUAUUGGAUGAGGGUCUCACAGUGACCAAUCAGAUCAUACAGGGACUCAAGGAGCAGACGGCACUUAUAGGUGUUUCUGAGAAGGGUUAUCUUCACCUUGAGUUGAAGGUUGUGGGUGAGCCAGGCCACUCCUCCAUGCCUCCUCCUGAGUCCACUAUAGGUAUCCUAGCAACAGCUGUCUCUAGGCUAGAGAGGAACCCACUCCCCAGCAUGCUUGGCUACGGACCAGAGAGAGACAUGUUUGAACAUCUAGCACCUCAUAUGCAGCUCCCAUUCAAGAUGGUCAUGGCUAACUUGUGGUUAUUCAAGCCAGUUGUUUCAUGGCUGAUGUCCAAGAAGCCAGUGACCAAUGCAAUUAUCAGGACUGUCACAGCUGUCACCAUGUUCCAGGCAGGGAUUAAGUUGAAUGUGAAUGCACCCGAGGCCACUGCUUAUGUGAAUCACCGCAUACAUCCAGCACAGAGUGUUGCAGAGGUGAUUGAGUAUGAUCGUAGAAUCAUCAACGAUGAUCGCGUCAAGAUCCGUGUGGUGUCUUCUAUGGAACCCCACUCCAUAUCCCCCAGCGGAGAGGAAGACUUUGGCUAUCAGACCGUCAAGAACAGCAUCAGGCAGAUCUGGAACAGGACUCUAGUUGCCCCUGGAACCAUGAUAGGGAACACAGACACUCAUCAUUACCUUAGAAUGUCGUCCAAUGUUUACCGCUUCAGUCCCACUGUGAUGUAUCCCGGCGACACACAACGUUUCCAUGGCGACAAUGAACGGAUAUCAGUGAAAAACUAUGAGCAGGCGGUGAAUUUCUACUACCAUGUAAUGGUCAAUGCAAACAAGGGAAAAAUUAACCUAAGUCAUUCCCAUGGUGAAUUGUGAUAUGUAGACAUUUUAAUAUGUUUGAUUUCUUUUCCUUUUAUUUUUGUGCCAUAAAAUACAUGCCUUA